Brugia pahangi is the source of this 519-nucleotide messenger RNA. The record is from the annotation of a GenBank genome assembly. Lineage: Eukaryota; Metazoa; Nematoda; Chromadorea; Rhabditida; Onchocercidae.
AUGCGGAAUUGGUUUAUCAUUUUCCUGAUCUUAAGUAUUUCCAUCAACACACAUCUAACAAGAGCUAAAACGACAACUGCACCUAGACUGAAGAAUGAUCGCGCAAUUGCUCCAAAUCUAGAAAUCGAUGAUGGAAGUGGACGAACAAGGCGCAGUUGCGGUGGUGGUGGAGCAGGUUGUGGUGGUAGUUGUGGGUGCGGAUGCGGAUGCGGAUGCGGAUGUGGAUGUGGUUGCUGCCAGCGAUCAUGUUGUAACUCAUGUACCACUUGUACCACAGUUACAACUUGUUGCAAAACAUGUUGUCAACAGUGUAAUCAAUCGUGUUGCGGAUGUGGUGGAUGUGGCGGAGGAAGUUGCGGUAACGACGGAUGCGGUAGUGGUCAUAGGCGUAAAAAGCGAAAUAUCAUGGAGCUUCUAGGAGGACAUUUGCUACGUGACAAACGCUCACCGAAGAAUAACCGUAGGCGUGCUACUGAUGGUGUACCAAUCAAGAAAACAUUUAAGGAUUGCUGCUGCUAA